AUGGCGUCUAGGCGACGAUGGACGUCACUGUUCAGCACUUCGAUUGGAGUCGAUUUGCGACAGGCCUUGCGAGACGAUGAAGGCUUUGACCCCUGUGAAGAUGGAUUGAGAUCCGCGUUCCUCCUCUACGGUCCUUUAAGCCAAGGAUCGUGGUCCAAAAAGUUGACAGAAUCCCGAUCAGCAUAUGCCUCCCUCCGUGACCACUUCCUACGCUUCAUUGAGCACCCAAAUGAUCUCCAUUCCUCGGCAGAUCCCUUGGCAGAUGAUGAAAAUUCUCCCUGGUCCACUCUUCGACGGGAUGAACUGAGCAGGGAAGAGAUUUUCCAGGAUGUGAUGCGGUGCAUGCAAGACAACUACUUCUUCCGAGAGCCGUCUACACAAAAGAAACUAUUGGACAUCCUUUUCAUCUAUGCGAAGUUGAACCCGGAUAUUGGAUAUCGGCAGGGGAUGCAUGAACUGUUAGCUCCAAUACUUUGGAUUAUUCAACAAGACGCCGUGGACCCCACCGCAGUCCCCGACGUUGACAAACAAGCCGAGGGCACCGCUUUCAUGAUAGACGUCUUGGACAGCAAGUUCGUGGAGCAUGACGCAUUCAAUCUUUUCUGCGCCCUGAUGCAGACUGCGAAAGGAUUUUAUGAAAUCGGGGAAAGUAAGGAUUCUUCGCCCAUCGUUGCACGGAGCAAGAGACUGCACGACGACAUCCUGGCUGCUAUUGACCCGGAGUUGGCCUUGCACUUGAACGUCGUUGGAAUCCUCCCUCAGAUAUAUUCCAUCCGUUGGAUUCGACUUCUUUUUGGGCGUGAAUUCGAAUUUAAAGACGUGUUGCGAAUAUGGGAUCUUCUCUUUGCCGAGAACCUAAAGUCAGACAUCGUUGAUCUGACUUGUAUAGCCAUGCUUUUGAGGAUCCGUUGGUCGCUGGUGGAAGCAGACUAUACGACAGCCAUUACUGCCUUGACCCAUUACCGCCUGCCUAGUUCUACGAACGAACCUCGAUCUCUGGUCAAGGACGCCAUCUUCCUUGACAAAAUCCGAAAUAGUGAUGCCGGUGCAGCAUUAAUCCAACAAUAUACUGGACGGCGCCCGAAGCAGAGCGAUGUACUGAGCAGUCGCAGUCCAUCGGCCGUCCGAGCAACCAGAACGCCUCAGCAUCGAAACUCUCCGGAUGCGUCUCCUGGACGGUUUGGCUCUCCUCAGAGACAGCUUGAAGGGCUGUUCCAAGACGUCACAGGAGGUCUGCAAAGACGCACCGAGGGCUGGAACGUAUCAAAAGCAGUGCGAAGUGCAAUGGGUGAAGUUCGACGUAACAUGAACCACUAUCAGACAUCGCAUUCCCGACAUUCGAGCAUCGACACCAGUCCAAUCAACGUGAAUGAUCACAACCAAAGGGAAGAUCCUCAGCGCAAACUUCAAGAGUUGCAGGAGCGUAACAUGGCACUGGCCAAGAUGCUUGACGAUGCCCUUCAAUCCCUGAGAUCCGUAAAGCUAGCCAAUCUAGACACUGCAGGGGAGGCGGAGCACAGUUUCAACAUUUCUCUGGCCCAGAUCCAAUUCGUCUCGGUCUACCUGUCCAAUCCAGAGAUCCCCAUUCCCAAGGAGGAGGUCAUACAAAAUCACAAGACGACUGAACCACCACCAAAGUCACCAGUGGAGAGAUCCAACCCGUUUUCGUUCUACGAAUUACAUGUGCAAUCCAGAGACAACCCAAGAGAUGCGGAACACAAAGAGGGAGUUGGAGCAGACACCACCCCUGUGGUAGAGCGGAAGGAGGCUCUGGAUGGCAUAAAACAUGCAAACCGACCGUCAUUGAUGGAUUCGUCGUUUUCCUUUAUGCUCGGGGAGAACAGGCCCCGGUCGAGCUUCGCCAGUCUGGUGGCGGCAUUACCAGAGCAAAGUAGGGACAGUGAGUCAAAAAGCAGGCCCAAGCAAUCGUCCGCAGAAGCAAGGACACGGCCAGAACGCAGAGACUCUGGGAGUGAGGACGAUGGAUUCACCAUGACUAAGAUUCAUGGCGGUUCGCGAGGCUGA
This is a messenger RNA of Rhinocladiella mackenziei CBS 650.93, 2025 nucleotides long. RefSeq lists its product as uncharacterized. Gene Ontology annotation, biological process: activation of GTPase activity. The coding region runs from base 1 to 2025 and encodes 674 amino acids. Gene Ontology annotation, molecular function: GTPase activator activity. The record is from RefSeq and is a predicted model, not a curated record. The transcript has 5 exons. Lineage: Eukaryota; Fungi; Ascomycota; Eurotiomycetes; Chaetothyriales; Herpotrichiellaceae.